AUGGCGGCAAACUAUGAGUCAAGUUCAAUAACAGUAUUAUGUGACCACUUUGUAACUGGUGCGCCUCAGGCUGAAUGGGUUGCAGCCGGUGUAGAUGGAUUAUUCAAUGUAAGUUCAAUAACAAUGAAUUUGCCAAUUGUCUCAAUCAGUGACACUGUCGACAAGAUUCAGAUGGCAGACGAACUGAAAAAUGGCUCUGGUAUGGAUAAAGUAAAUACAGCGUUGGAACUCGCUCGUUGUACAGGUGACGUUACACAUUUACUUCACGCAUAUACUGUUGAGAGCAUUUUUUAUCGAGUGCUUAAUCGGACACUGGCAAAUCAGCUUCCGUCGACAGAUCUCACCGAACUAAUUUCUAUGUUUAACGCGUUGAAGAACGGUACUCAUAAGAAAGCAACACUAAACUGGGCACUAUGCUAUGCUAGUACCAUACGACACGCUUGCAUCUCUCCAGAGUCGUCCCUCAAAUACUACUUUGGUAAAACCUAUCGUGGUAUAAAUGUUACCGAGCAAGAUUUGCUGGUGUAUCAUGUCAACUCGUUUAUUAUACAAAAAACGUUUGCAUCGACAUCAAAAGACCGUUCUGUCGCUGAAUGUUUUGUCGUAUCGUCUGGACCUGGACAAAUACCAGCGAUAUGCACAUAUGUUCUUGACGAUCCCGAUAUGAAAUUUUUUAUUGAUAUAGGAGAUAUGGGUGCUAUUCGCGGCGAAGAAGAAGUGCUCAUUUUACCAUUUUCUAUGUUCAUGAUAAGUAAAAUUGAUCGAACUAAAAAUAACAAUUUUAUAGAGAUAGAACUGACGGUUCCAACGACAACUCGAAUUGAAUCGUUAGAUUUAAAUGAUUGGGAACCUUCAGACAAUAUGAUAAAUUGGGCUAUGAACCUUAUCGACAUUCCCACCCUCAUGGCUGGUAUUGAUAUUGAUGAUAUGACUUCAGAUUAA
Molecule: messenger RNA, 942 nt
Organism: Adineta steineri
Lineage: Eukaryota; Metazoa; Rotifera; Eurotatoria; Adinetida; Adinetidae
Source: the annotation of a GenBank genome assembly